UCGUCACAGCUGCUUGUUAUUUUUUUUUUUCUCCUAUGUCAUGUCCUGGUCGAAAUCAUCAUCAUCAUCAUCAUUCUCUUGAGUAUCAGAGAGACUAGCCAGACUUUAUAGCAGUGUUGUGUGUGCAGUGUGCUCGUGCUUUCUCUCUCGUCACCUUCUCCUCUCUCGUGAUAUGUUUUAUAUAUUCUUUAAUAAAAUUCACCUCUUGUAUAGUUGUAUAUAUACAUCAUACAAAAUGCAGCAGUCAGAAAUUGUGGUUUUUUAAAUUUUUUUCGCGAGUGAUUUUAAUAACUAUACAGCAAUUAUGACAGAUUUGUGAUAUAUAUCAGUCAAUUGGCAAAUCAAGUGUAUCUCAUCGUGAUCUCAUUAUAAAUCGUGUUUGUGUUUUUUAUUUAUACAUAUAAUUAUGUUUAUAUAUAUACACUUAUACUUGAUUAAGUAUACUUUUACAUAUUCACAGUUAAUAAGGUGAGAGAGAGAAAGAGAGAGUAUACAUGGACUGUGUGCUUCAUUAGUGACAUAUUUUUUUGUCUCUUAAUUAAAGUGCAUUUCUUAUAAAAAUUGAGAAAUUAUAAAUCCCUCUCUUGCUGUUUUUUUUUUUCUUCUUUGUUUUGCUUCCUUUUUAUUACUUUUAUUUCUCAACCCCUUUUCCCCUUUCCUGCCUCUUAUUCUGUUCUCCACUGGUCCUCUUAACAAGUAGCGAGAGGGAAUGCACAUAAAAGAGAAGACAAGUGACAUGAUGGAAGACGCCAUGUCUGAGGAUACAAUAAUGGAUUGUGAAGGUGAUAGCAGUGGCUCAGAUGAUCUCGUUGACCGUGAGACUGAUAUUUCCAAUGUAGCCUUAACAAUUCAUGGUGUAGCUGAAAGAUUAUUAAAUCUUUUGGGUGUAGAAAAUUCUGAUGAUGAUGAUGAUAAUGAUGACUUACUGAGUUCAUCUGAGGAUGAAGGAGUUGAUCUAGAUGAUGAUAACAAUGAAGAUGAUUUAAAUAAUUCAAUAAACACAAAACUAUUGCAUCAAUUAGCAUCAUCACUUACCCAAGAAUUAAAACUUUCUCAACAAAAAAAUUCAUCAUCCUGUAAUACUGAAUAUUCAUCACAAAAUUUACAAGACAAUGAAAAUCAAAAUAUGGAAUUAAGCCAUGAAGUUAAUAAUCAAAAUCAAAAUUCAGAUAUUAAAUUUGAUAACAAUUAUUAUUGUUCUGGACUUGAUGAUAUUAAAGACAAUCAAAUAUCUGAAUAUAAUAAUUUUGUAUCAAAUAAACGUUGUCGUUAUGAGCAAAAUUAUCGUACAGAUGAGCCUGAAGAAAUUCCAUCAUCUUGGGAUGUUGGCUGGGAUGAGUGUACUGCUGAAGCUGUUAAAUAUCUUACAGAAGUUGAAGGACUUUCUCUACAACAUCCAAUUGUUCUAGCACUCAAAAGUCAUUUGCAAGUUCAAAGAGACAUGACAUGCGUCCAGUUUACUUAAUAAAAUAUAAAAAAAAAAAAAAGAAAAAAGACGUUCAUCGCUGGAUCGUGAACAAGAUUCUUUGAUUUCAUAUCAGCUAUAACAUAUUAACAACAUUUAUCUAGUAAUUGGCUGUCUUUUUUUUUUUUUUUUUUUGGUUUAUUUGCAUACUUUUUUUUUUAAUUAAAAUAUUAAUCAAAUUUUGUAAAUUUAACAAACAAGUGCAAAUUUUUUCGCUUCGAAAUAACAACUAUUUGAUUAUCUCGAUAUUAUAAACAUCGCAG
Messenger RNA from Aphidius gifuensis, 1728 nucleotides. Its product is annotated as protein PFC0760c-like. Bases 710 to 1465 code for a protein of 251 amino acids. The transcript has 4 exons. NCBI's taxonomy places the organism in Eukaryota, Metazoa, Arthropoda, Insecta, Hymenoptera, Braconidae. The record is from RefSeq and is a predicted model, not a curated record.